This is a messenger RNA of Scaptodrosophila lebanonensis, 1155 nucleotides long. RefSeq lists its product as uncharacterized. The record is from RefSeq and is a predicted model, not a curated record. The coding region runs from base 367 to 1155 and encodes 262 amino acids. The transcript is spliced from 3 exons. Lineage: Eukaryota; Metazoa; Arthropoda; Insecta; Diptera; Drosophilidae.
UUGUUAACUUUUUUUUAUUUUAUUUUUUAAAAACCAUUUAUUUAAAAUAUAUAUCGAAAUAUAGUACGAUCAAGACUAUUCAUAUUUGUGAGAGCUCGUUAAGUGCUUUUGAGUCUGAAUUGGAACAGAGUUGUAGGGCUUUUUAACUGGUGUCUCCAAGUCAAGGAAUAUUCCGGACUUUUGAAAUAAGUUUACAUAUAUGUAAGUGUAUUCAAGAUUGCCAAACAAGAUAUCUAUCAGCAAGGUUGGCGGAUAAAAAAGCUUACAGAGUUCCUUGGUUCUUGGUGGUGCCUUUUCCAAUAGUAUAGUUCUAUUUGGACGAAUCACUGUUUCAAUUCUGAGGGACUUUAAAUUGAAGUCUGCAAUAUGGAGGAAGAACAGGAUAACAACCAGUCCGAGACCACAACGUCUGAAACAACGAAGCUGCGCGGUACUGUUCUUGUCGAGCACGGCAUUGUCUUUGAGAAGGAUGGUCUAGUACUCCAGGCCCGUCACUACUAUCAGCAGGGUCUCAAUGCAUUGCUGUCCAUGCUCACACCGGCGGAACAUCAAUUUGGCAACGCCGGUUUCUUUGAGCGUGUCGAACAGUACGGCCUCCGCAUUACUCAAAUUAACAAUCACAUCAAGGAUAUGGUAAAGGGAGCUAAGCCAGUGGAAGUGACGCGCAUACCGGCCCAAACAUACGGCUACAACUAUGAGAUUAUCUUUGGCCAAUAUUUGACAGAUGAUACGCGCGAGCUCCUCAUCGAGGAGCCUGUCAUGGAGGACAUAUGUCACUUCAAGAAUCUGAGAAGUUUUCUGGAGUUAUUGGUGGCCAAGUGCCGCUGUCUCGAGUUUGUGGAGCUUUGUACGCCACGCAACAAGGACAAGAAAGGUGCCGACCUGCAGGAGACAGCGCUAUGCCAGCUAAAGAAUGACAUGGGCACGGUGAAGCGCUACUUUGGUUUUCGCUUCGACAAUAAUAUUAAGGAGAUGCGUCUCAUUUUUGACAAUGGGUGUGUGGUGCGCACAGAGUCGAAUGGUCUGCAUCAGUUUGAGCGAGCUCAGGAUAAAUUGGAGCUGGAUGGCCAACUAUUUAGUGAAACUAAGGGGGACAUUAUCCACAUCUACCGCUCGCCUAGGACAUUCAGGCACGUACUGGAAAGGUUGUUAUAA